Striga asiatica is the source of this 1121-nucleotide messenger RNA. Lineage: Eukaryota; Viridiplantae; Streptophyta; Magnoliopsida; Lamiales; Orobanchaceae. The record is from the annotation of a GenBank genome assembly.
CAAAGUAAAGUUUACAUUUUUAGCUACAUACAAUACACAGAUUAUGCAGGAAGCUUCUUCUUCAAGCUUUGCGGGCCUCGGGCCCGAUAAUCAACAAAAGGCUUUGGUGGCCCGCGAACUGAAGCGUGGCAGGGUAACGGCCCACCGGCUGCGCCACAUUCUGGGUGAUGAUCAAAUAUUACCUGCUCAAGGUCUUGUCGAUGAAAUCUUGGACUCAUUUACUCGUUCGAUUUCAAUACUCUGUGAAUCCGAUGAGCUUUCUCAAGCCGAUAGUAAAAAGCCCCGGAAAGAAAAGAGAGGAUGCUAUAAGAGAAGGAAGAGUUCAGAGACGUGGAUAAAAGAGUCGGCUACUCUGUUUGACGACGGCCAUGCAUGGAGAAAAUACGGACAAAAGGUCAUCCUUAACGCGAAGCAUCCCAGAAACUACUUUAGGUGCACGCAUAAGUUCGAUCAAGGCUGCCGAGCAUCGAAACAAGUCCAAAAGAUCCAAGACGACCCGCCCCUUUACAGGACCACAUAUCAAGACCAACACACUUGUACACAUAUUAAUGCUGUAUUCAACCUUUCCCCUCAAAAAGAUUCUCCCAUUAUCUGGAACUUCGAACAGGAGUAUGGUGGAGAAGAAGAUAAAAGGGUUAAUAUAGAAUCGCCGGCUUAUCUUGAUGGGAAUUUGUUUUCUCCUGAUGUAUAUUCUUGCUCUGCAAGCACUCACACUAUGGAUAUGGAUAUGUAUGUUCUUGAUGAUUUUCUUGAUUUUUCGUGAGCAUGGCUUAUUAGUGUUGUUUCUCUGUUAUGAAAUCGAAGCCAAUGUGUUUUGUAAUUUGGAAGCUGGAGAAGCUCUUGAUGGGGUUACUAGUUUGAUGUCUGUAGUGUGGGAAGUUUAUGUACAGAGACUUGUUUUUGUUAGGCCUUAGCUUUUUUUCCAGUUUCAUGUUGUGGAGUAAUCUCCUCUCCUGUGUUUGCUUGGCUGGAUUGUAAUGGAUAAGUGUUGUAAGAAUUAUCCAGUGAGCCUAUCAUCAUUUUACAUCACUCUUUCUUGUUAAAUGUGAUUAUGACUUUGAGUAAUUGUGUUUAUCGAUUCCCCAGCCUUUUUCAUAGUUAAAUAGUUACAUCUAAUGGGC